Messenger RNA from Penicillium canescens, 1674 nucleotides. It is a transcript of the gene trm6, whose product is annotated as tRNA 1-methyladenosine methyltransferase subunit GCD10. The transcript is spliced from 2 exons. Gene Ontology annotation, cellular component: tRNA (m1A) methyltransferase complex; nucleus. NCBI's taxonomy places the organism in Eukaryota, Fungi, Ascomycota, Eurotiomycetes, Eurotiales, Aspergillaceae. The record is from RefSeq and is a predicted model, not a curated record. Gene Ontology annotation, biological process: tRNA methylation. Bases 1 to 1674 code for a protein of 557 amino acids.
AUGCAUUCCUUUAUUCGCCCAAACCAGUUCGUGGCUGUCCGGCUACCGUCCGACCAGACCAGAAUUGUCAAGAUUGUCCCCGAUACAAUCGUGAGCUUGGGCAAAUAUGGUAAUUUUGCUGCCAAUCAGAUUAUCGGACGGCCACUCUACUUCACCUUCGAAAUCCUUGACUCGCGCGACGAGACUGGCUACCAACUGCGUGUCGUGACGGCCACCGAGUUGCAUGCGGAGACUCUACUCACAGAAGGCGAGGGCGAAGGAGACGACAUCGAGACUGGCGAAGAUGGAAUACCGAUGCGGACCAAUCGCGAGACUAUCGACGAGCGAACUACACAGAAAUUGACCGUGGAGGAGAUUGAAGAACUGAAGAAAGAGGCUGGUGGCGCAGGUAGAGAGAUUGUCGCAAAGCUCCUAGAGUCGCAUACUGCUCUGGACCAGAAGACCGCAUUCUCGCUGGCGAAGUACACUUUGCGCAAGCGCAAGAAGUACAUGAAGCGAUUCACCGUCUAUCCGCUGGAUGUUAGCCUCCUUGCAAACUUCUUGCUGCAAGAGCGCGAUGCGUCAAAGACCAUGGAGCUUCGAGACGAGCACAUUGGCUUGAUUGGAUGCUGGGGCAAUGUACACCACAGCGGAAACGUUGAAGUUGAACCAGGCAUGAAACCCCAUGGUCGUUACUUCCUCGUCGAUGAGACAGGUGGGCUUGUAGUAGCUGCAAUGGCGGAGCGAAUGGGAAUUCUAUAUCCUCACGAUGCCGAGGAAGAUCUGGAAUAUGAACAAGAGCCUGUUCCUUCCUCAAUUGAGAACACUGGAGAAUCACACGAUGACACUGCCCCUAAACAGCGGCGCAUUCGACCGCAACCAAUGUCUGCCACAACCAACACAAUCACCGUGGUCCACGCCUACUCACAACCGAACCUGUCACUCUUGAAAUAUUUCGGCUACGACACCAACAAUCCCGAUGAAUCCCACCCACUCCACACACAUCUUAAAACUAUCUCCUGGAUGCAGUUGGUUGACCCUAACUCCGAUCCACUCUACUCCAACGAACCACCCACAUUGCCCGCCGAAGAACUGGCCGAGUUGAAACAAAGCAAACGUACAUCAUACUACCACAAGCGCAACCGAUGGGAGAGAGUGAAAAGUGUGGUAGACGAGUCCCGCGCAGGAGACUUUGACGGUCUCGUCGUAUCAAGUUUGCUAGAACCAGCCAGUAUCCUGAAGACACUGGUGCCCCUUCUUGCAGGAUCAGCCCCAAUCGCCAUCUAUUCACCAACAGUCGAGUCGUUAGUGCAAUUGACGGACAUGUACUCCACUGCCCGAAGGACCGCCUUCAUCCACCGCAAGCGCGAAAUGGAAGAGAACACUCCCGAAGGAGAGACCCCUGAUCUCUCUUCACUCUACGAAGAAUUCGUAGUUGACCCGACCCUCAUUCUCCCGCCUACAUUGCAGUCAUCGCGUGUACGCCCUUGGCAAGUCCUGCCAGGCCGAACCCACCCCCUCAUGAUGGGACGUGGUGGUGCAGAGGGAUAUCUCUUCCACGGCAUUCGAGUGUUCCCAACUGCGCAAAAUAUCCAGGCUGCUGGCAAUAUUCGCAAACGCCGAAAGCUGGACUCGGGCCCGGCAUCCACCCCGAUUAGUGAUCGGGAUGUGGAGAUGACGUCCUUGUCUUCAUGA